Panonychus citri (citrus red mite) is the source of this 2586-nucleotide messenger RNA. It is a transcript of the gene GlyRS, whose product is annotated as glycine--tRNA ligase-like. Gene Ontology annotation, biological process: mitochondrial glycyl-tRNA aminoacylation. Gene Ontology annotation, molecular function: glycine-tRNA ligase activity; ATP binding. Bases 163 to 2382 code for a protein of 739 amino acids. The record is from RefSeq and is a predicted model, not a curated record. The transcript has 3 exons. Lineage: Eukaryota; Metazoa; Arthropoda; Arachnida; Trombidiformes; Tetranychidae. Gene Ontology annotation, cellular component: mitochondrion; cytoplasm.
UUUUUUCACUUUUGACUUUUUUCUGGUUUGUCUCUCAUUUAAAUCGAGGUUAAAUUAACAUUAAUUGUUUCGACUUUAUUAGCAACAGUAGAUUUACUUUUAAGAAGUGUAAUUAGUUAUCUCUCUUCUGUUGUAAUCGUAUGUUAACUAUUGAAUUGGUUAAUGAUUUUUACUCUAACCCGUAACUUGGUGAAUGUAGGUUUAGAUGGUAUUUUUUGCUUACGUGAACAAUUUAUUAAAAGUUUUCAUUGUUCAACAUAUUUAUUGAAAAAAUUACCACCAAAUUGGCAUCAGGAUCGUUUAAUUGCUCAUCGACGAAGUAUUUUAAAGAAAAUGGCCAACACAGAUAAGUCUAUUGAGACAAUUCUUCAACCACUCAGAGAUUCUGUUAAAGAACAAGGUGAUUUGGUCCGUAAACUGAAAGAGGAGAAAGCAAAUGACAUUGAUAUUAAAAAAGCAGUGAAUGAAUUGAAAGCCAGAAAAAAGAUUCUGGAAGACAAAGAAUUGUCUCUGGCACCGGUUGAUAUAAUCUUCCAGCGAACCCGAUUAGAAGAUCUUUUAAAAAGAAGAUUUUUCGUUGACAUUUCCUUCUCAAUCUAUGGUGGUGUCUCUGGUCAAUAUGAUUUUGGUCCAAUGGGUUGUGCUAUGAAACAUAAUAUUCUAAAUCUAUGGAGGAAUCAUUUCGUCAUUGAAGAUAAUCUUCUUGAAGUGGAUUGUACCAUUUUAACACCAGAACCCGUUCUAAAGGCUUCUGGACAUGUUGAGAGAUUCGCUGACCUUAUGGUCAAGGAUGAGAAAACUGGUGAAUGUUAUCGACUUGACCAUUUGAUCAAAGCUCAAUUGGAGAAAAUUAUGGAAGAUAAAGCUCUUGACCCUUCGGUCAAAAAUGAAUGUGAAGAGAUUAUUGCUCGACUUGAUGGUUUCUCUAAAGAUGAGAUGGCGAAUGUUUUGAAAAAGUUCAACAUGAAAGCUCCGCUCACAGGAAAUGAUCUCACUGAACCAAUUGAAUUCAAUCUAAUGUUUAGCACACAAAUUGGACCAAGUGGACACAUCAAAGGUUUUCUUAGACCAGAAACAGCUCAAGGUAUUUUCGUCAAUUUUAAAAGGUUACUUGAAUUCAAUCAAGGUAAAUUACCUUUCGGUGCUGCUCAAAUUGGUAAUGCUUUUCGUAAUGAGAUUUCACCUCGAUCUGGAUUGAUCCGUGUCCGUGAAUUUACCAUGGCAGAGAUUGAAUAUUUCGUUGACCCUGGAAACAAAGAUCAUCCUCGUUUCGAGUCGAUUGCUGAUCUCAAAUUACCAUUAUUCUCAGCAUGUAAUCAAAUGGAUGGCAAACCUUUGGAGGAAGUGUCACUUCGCGAUGCAGUGGCCAACAAAAUAAUCGCUAAUGAAACACUUGCCUACUUUAUGGCUCGAAUUUAUCAAUUUCUUCUCAAGGUCGGAGUUAAUCGAGGUAAAGUGCGAUUCCGUCAACACAUGGGCAAUGAAAUGGCCCAUUAUGCUUGUGAUUGUUGGGACGCUGAGUGUUUAACCUCUUAUGGGUGGGUAGAGUGUGUCGGAUGUGCCGAUAGAUCCUGUUACGAUCUCACCCAACACUCUAAAGCAACUGGAGUAAAACUUGUAGCCGAGAAAAAUUUAACCGAACCAAUGACCGUCGAUGUGGUUGAAUGUGUUCCCAAUCGAGCGAUGAUCGGUAAAAACUAUAAAGCUGAUGCUAAGAUACUUUUAGAUGGAUUGUCAAGUUUAUCCAUUGAUGAUGUAAACAAUUUAGAGAAGAAAAUUGGAUCAGGAGAAAAUUAUCAACUCGCUUUGGGUGAGAAAUCGUUCGAUAUCUCGAAAGAAAUGGUUACCGUUCGUCGAUAUGCAAAAAAAGUUCACGUUCAAGAAAUAACACCAAGUGUAAUUGAACCUUCUUUCGGUAUUGGUCGUAUAAUGUAUUCCGUUUUCGAGCAUAGUUUUAAGGUCAGAGAGGAAGACGAACAAAGAGUUUAUUUAACAUUGGCACCGAUCAUUGCGCCCACCAAGUGUUCCGUUCUUCCACUUAGCGGUAAAAGUGAUUUUGUCCCUUUUGUCCAGAAAAUAGCGACUCAUUUGAAAGAACUCGCUGUCUCUCAUAAAAUUGACGAUUCCAGUGUUUCCAUUGGAAAACGUUACUCACGAGCUGAUGAAAUCGCGAUUCCCUUUGGUAUUACAAUUGAUUUCGAUACACUAAAAGAGCCACACACAGUUACUCUUCGAGAAAGAGAUACGAUGUCUCAAAUCCGAUUACCUGUUGACGAAGCUGCUCCUUUAGUUAGAGAUUUAUGUUCCGGUGCAAAGAGUUGGGAUGAUGUCGUGAAAGUAUAUCCACAAUUUGAACAACAAGAGACAACAACCAAAGAUUAAACAAUUAACUAUGAAAAGAUGAAAUGAUCAACGAUUAAUUUAUAUUUAUCCUUGUAAAUUUUUCAAUUGCAUCUUUUUAUCAACAUAGAGAAAAUAUAAAAUUUUGAUCGAGAAAAUUUAUCUUCUUCAAAAAGAUGAUAUUUAAUUUGAAUUAAACAUUUUCUACCUUCAAAGAGAUCAUUAAAUCAAGUUGAUAUAAUUGCA